GAGUAAGCGUCUUAUGGCAGAAGGAAGCAACUGUCUUUCCCAGAGGUCUCAUGUGUCUCCUGUGCCAUGAUGGAUCUGAUGGACCUACCAGUUUACCUGGGAACCAGUGGAGGAGGGGACUGAAAGUCAUGGAACCAUAAUUUGUGACAUCAGUUUUUUGUAUUUUUGUUUUGGUAAGCAGCCAUUUAUUAUUCUGAAAGAUUGAGGUCUAUAAGAAGCCCCCGUAUGAGAUUUUAAUAAAGCUCUCUAACAAUAAACGAUGCCAUGGACGUUAAGCUGGACCCAUCCAGAGAUGACCUGCCUCUCAUGGCCAACACUAGCCACACACUAGUGAAGCACUAUAUACUGGAUUUAGAUGUGGAUUUUGAAAGCCAAGUCAUUGAGGGGACCAUAGUGCUUUUCUUUGAGGAUGGAAACCAAUUCAAGAAAAGAAAUAGCUCGACCAAGGAAACCUGCCAAUCAGAGUCAAAUGAAGCCUGCACAAUUAGGACACCUGAAUCCUGCCAUAUUCCUGUGACAAACGCAAGGACCUGCUCAUCUAAAAUGGAAUAUAAGGAUUUUGCAAUCUGCAGAGGUGAAGAAGAUCCUUCUGAUAAAGAUGGUAACCAUGACAACCUGGAACAGGCUUCUGGGAUUUCUAGUUCCAAGUACUUCUGUGACACAGGGAAUCAUGGGAGCGAGGAUUUUUUGCUGAUGUUGGACUGCUGUGAUAUAUCUGUGUUAAAAGUCGAGGAGGUGGAUGUUGCUGUUGUGCCAGGUAUUGAAAAAUUUACAAGGUCUCCCAAGCUCACAGUUGUUUCUGAGGAGCUCAGGAAUCAGAUUAUACAUGAACUUGUGACUCUGCCUGCAGAUCGUUGGAGGGAGCAGUUAGACUAUUUUGCUCGCUGUAGCCAGGCUCCUGGCUGUGGGGAACUCUUCUUUGACACUGACACUUGGAGCUUACAGAUCAGGAAGACGGGGGCUCAGACAGCUACUGACUUUCCUCAUGCUAUCAGGAUAUGGUAUAAAACCAAACCUGAGGGGCGAUCAGUUACCUGGACCUCAGACCAGUGUGGCAGGCCAUGUGUUUAUACUACAGGAUCUCCCAUAAACAACAGGGCCCUUUUUCCAUGCCAGGAGCCACCCGUUGCCAUGUCAACAUGGCAGGCUACAGUUAGAGCAGCUGCAUCUUUUGUUGUUUUAAUGAGUGGGGAAAAUUCUGCCAAGCCAACACAGCUUCGGGAAGGAUACUCAAGCUGGCAUUACUAUGUAACUAUGCCCAUGCCAGCCUCCACCUUCACAAUUGCAGUGGGGUGCUGGGCAGAAAUGAAGCCGGAAACAUGCUUACCCAAUGAUUUGGCAGCAGAGGGACCCUUGCCAUCUUCCGAGGCUAACUCCAGGUACAUUGGCAUUUGUGGUCACAUGGAAUACCCCUGCCGCUUUCAGAAUCCUUCUGCCACCACCCAGGAGAUCAUUCCUCAUCGUGUCUUUGCCCCGAUGUGCCUCAAGAGUGCCUGCCAAGAGACCCUUCUGCGGUUGAUCCCUCCUUGCCUCUCAGCAGCACAUUCUGUCCUAGGAACACACCCGUUCUCCCGGCUGGAUGUACUUAUCGUCCCUGCCAACUUUCCAAGUCUGGGUAUGGCCAGCCCACACAUCAUCUUCCUCUCUCAGAGCACCUUGACAGGAACGAGCCAUCUCUGUGGGACCCGUCUCUGCCAUGAAAUUGCCCAUGCCUGGUUUGGCCUCGCCAUCGGGGCCCGUGACUGGACAGAGGAGUGGCUGAGUGAAGGGUUUGCCACUCACUUGGAAGAUGUAUUCUGGGCUGAAGCACAACAGCUGGCCCCCCGUGAGGCCCAGGAGCAGCAAGAGCUGAGGGCCUGUGUGCGCUGGCGUCGCCUCCAGGACGAGCUGCGGGACUCCCCGGAGGAGAUGCAGGUGCUGAGACCCAGUAAAGAAAAAACUGGCCAUGUGAGUGACUCAGGAGCAUCAGUCAUCAAAAAUGGACUCAAUCCAGAGAAGAUCUUCAUGCAGGUGCAUUAUUUAAAGGGCUACUUCCUUCUUCGAUUCCUUGCCAAAAGACUUGGAGAUGAAACCUAUUUCUCAUUUUUAAGAAAAUUUGUGUACACAUUUCAUGGGCAGUUGAUUCUUUCCCAGGAUUUCCUUCAAAUGCUAUUGGAGAACAUCCCAGAAGAAAAAAGGCUUGAGUUGUCUGUUGAAAACAUCUUCCAAGACUGGCUUGAGAGUUCUGGAAUACCAAAGCCGCUGCAGAGGGAGCGUCAGGCCGGAACGGAGUGCGGGCUCGUUCGGCAAGUGAGCGCCGAGGUCACGAAAUGGGUUCGAGUGAACCGGAGACCCCGAAAACGGAAACGAAGGGGGAAGGAAGAGGUGUUUGAAAAGCUUCUUCCAGACCAGCUGGUCUUGCUUCUGGAGAUUCUCUUAGAGCAGAAGACCUUGAGCUCCCGAACUCUGCAAAGCCUCCAGAGGACAUACCACCUCCACGAUCAGGAUGCCGAGGUUCGCCAUCGGUGGUGUGAGCUCAUUGUCAAGCACAAGUUCACAAAAGCGUACAACAGUGUGGAGAGAUUCUUUGAGGAGGAUCAGGCCAUGGGUGUGUACCUCUACGGGGAGCUGAUGGUGAGCGAGGACGCCAGGCAACAGCAACUUGCCCGCAGGUGCUUUGAGCUGGUCAAGGGACAAAUGGACAGAGCCUCAGCUGAAUUGGUGGCUGAAAUGUUAUUUUAAAGAGGUUGUGUGUUAACUUGAGGGUCCUCAGCUUGCCCACGUCUGACCUGGGGGGCUGGCAGAAGGUCUUCCCAGCCACGUGUGCCACACACCUCCAUGGAUUCAGGGAGGGUCUUAUUUUUUACCAUGUUGUGUUGGAGGAGACCACCUCCCCUAGCUUGCGAAUCCUGGAUUGUUUAAAUUGCUUCCUCUGUUAAUUGUGCGUAGAAUUAAUCUGUUAUAUUUACUUCCUGGCAGUUAAAUUUUAAAUACGGUUUCUUCACUUUUAUUGUCAUUUAGCAGUGGUACAUGAAGUUUUGCUCAGUACAACUGUGGGGGUUACAAGUGUGGUUUCUUUCUUUUUUUCCCUCUAACAGUCAUCAUUGUGUCUUCUGGUUUUUCUUCAAAGCUUUACGUGAUAUGAUAGGGUACAUCUAAUUUUGUAUCUUUUUUUAAGCUUAGCUUCAAAUCUUAAGCAUUGUUCAUACUGUCAUGUCGCUUCUCUACAAAUACAAUUUUUAAUGGAUAUUGAAUAUUUUGUGUUGAUAUUCUCAUUAACCCAUUGUUCAUUUACUUUGAUUCUAAUUUUUAGCUCUUAACAAAAACCAUUAUGUCAAAUAUGUGUAAGUGUCUUGUGGAUCUAAAGGAACUCUGAUACUGAAGAGGGGAGAAGGUUUCCAGAGUAUGAUCAUGUUCUUCCAAAAGAGUCAGGAGCCGUGUUUGCCAGGAGGAGGAGGCAGUGAGGACGGCUGUAGUGACUGUCCGUCUUGUAGGGACACAGCUACACGCAGUCGUUACCGCCAUGCGCCCUCCGUGGCUUAUCUAGUCCUUAUCUAAGGUGGGCUAAUUCAAAAAAUAGAAACAUACAGUUACUUUGUUGCCAGCUUCAUGGUAAUCAGUAUAAAUCACGUUUCAGUUUAGAUUUUUAAUUUCACGAGUGUAAUUCGAAGUGUGUGAAACCACAGUAAGGCCAGCUAUUCCUUUGAUUGUUCCUUUCAUUCCAAAUUUUGGAGACCCAUAGUGGAUGACACAGCUCUGUAACUUUGCAUAGUCAUCUUUUUUGCCCCAAAGGAGGCCAGGGAAUGGUCUUGGUCAUGAGACCACCAUUCCCUUGCCUUUUGCUACAAUCUUCUUUCCUCUCUCUGCCCUCCUAGAAGCAGGGGUCAUGAGCAACCUGUACCACAGAGACGAACAGUGACCAGGGCCACUCCUGAGUCAUACCGUCUACAGGGAAGUUGUUCCCAACUUGAGAGAGGCCCCUACAACGUCUCAAAUGGGGAGAGGGAUCUUCUCCCCAGGGUUAAAGGCAGUAAACUAACAGCAGAGGCCACCUUCUUUAAUAAUUCUCAUGGCUGGUCCGUGCAUUUUUCUUCUCGUCCCAAAGCUUCAUGGUCACCUCCAAGUCCUCUUGAUUAAAAAAAAUUGCACCUCUAGGACAGCGUGUAACUGAACAGCAAACAGAAGUCCAGCCCAUUGGUCAGUGCCGCGGCGUGGAGACCGUGUCAUCGCCCUGCGCCCUUCCACGGAAGCCUGGUGCGUGCAGAUGGGAGUGGCCAGCAGGCAUGGUGCUGCUCCCAGGUGCUCUGGCUGCUUGGGUUCCUGGCAUGCUGAUUUGUGACUUAAGAUUAAAAUCACAUUGCCAGGGAUUACCACGCAGCCACGACCUUGGCUGCUCCUUCAGAAACCAUAGCCACUCUCUCUGCAGUUUGGAGAGCAGAUGCCUCUUGUAGCUCUUCUUUGGAACAAAGGAAGCCAGCAGUCACAGAAGAUGCUCACCGGCUCUUUCUUUAUGCCCAGCGAUGACCUCUCUAACAAGGUGCAGAGCUUAGCUGAUUGGUGAACAGUGAUUGGUUUCCGCUUUGUUCACAGUGGCUAAGUUCUGCACCUGAAGAGAAGGUGAGAUGGGGCAGCUAAGUUGGAGCCGCUGGGGCAGAGGCCAGGGCCAACAGGCUGGCCACUGCUGAGAGGUUGGCUCAAGCGCCGAGCACGGUUCUGGAGGAUGAAAGACCACUUGCCCGAGGAUGCACUGUCACCUGUCAAGAAUGCAGAUAAUGUGCCCACAGGCCUUAAGUUUGUUUACAGAACCGUAAAUCCACUGAUACAUCUGUCAAAAGGGUCAUAUGUAUUAAAAGUUGCAAAAAAUCAUUCUUAUAAAAAACUUAAAACCAAGCACAUCCUAGAAGUUGGGUGCGGCCUUGUGGUGCUGACUGGUGAGUAGGGUGGGGUGCUUUCCCAGGAGACCCCUUUGUGGUUCCGAGCGCGGUGAACUCUGUCUUGUGUUUGCAGCCCAGGUCUCUGCCGUGCCGGGGAUGAGCUCGCCGAGGCACUGCUUCUCCGGCUGUCGAUUGGACCCGCCCUCCGGUGCCUACUGAGCUGAUAUCAGUUCUCAUUUUACACACUGGCUCAGUUCAGCAGGAACAGGAGUCGAGCCCUUGAGCAAAAAGCCUUCCUGUCUGUAAGUGCCCGAGGCUCAGGGGAGCCCGGCCUCCCACUCACAGAAGACAGGCCUGAGCAUCCACCAUGUCCCCGGGCAGCCAGCUGCGGAGGCGUCCAUCUGUAUGUGCUCCUGCGUUGGGGGGGGGUUGUAGACUCACACGGCUUUGCUGACACGACAGGAAUGAGCUCCCGCUCUCACAAGCAGAGCAGGGUUUGCGACGGAGCAUAGCAUCUGCCCCUGCUCGCGUGACAGAGGCAGGGCCACCUCUCAUCAUGUAGAGUUUACAUUUUUUGAAAGUAAUUUGAGUAAAGGUGGGUCUGAAAUGGGAUAUCCUCCUCCUAUCCAUCUUGAGAGUGAAGCCUGAGUUACAUCCCAGUGCGUUUCGUGGCCAUGUGGGAGCAGAGUGAAUGUCACGUGGCUCAACUGCAAACCCUACUCCCGGGGUCGUGACAUGUGGCCCAGAUCUCGUCCCUGUCCUCCGAUGGAAGUGUCCUCUCUUUAAAGUGGAGAGCAAAGGCACACAAAUGUACUCGUUUACAAGAAUUCCUCUGUUGUGACUGGGUAGUAAAUUUAAUUGCUGUUUCCUCUGCAGGAAAGAUCACAGCGAGAUUCUCUUUCAAACGUCUCCUCCCAGCCCGGUGGGACCCAGCUCACAUUGACCCUGGACAUCAAAGAGAGGAUUAUGUGGCUGCUAAAGCCAUCAGCCGACAGCCGUGUUCCUGUCUUGGUGCUUCUCUUGCCCAGAGGCUGGUCCCAGCCAGGCACAUAUAAAAGGCCAAGCCUGGUAAACAGUCUCUCCCAGGGCCGCAGGGCUGCCUUUGUCCCCACCCCAUGUGCUGCCUCACCUGCUGAAUCUGAAUUGCAGCUGUUGUGACUUUAAGGCAGUUCUUACCCGCAAGUGAUUAAAGAUAUCUGCAAUACAUUGAAAACCUGCCGAACAUUUUACGGUGGCCCUCUCAGCAUGUGGCUGCACAUGGGUAUUUCUUUAAUUCCAGAAAGUCACACAGUUCUGUUUACUGGGACCAGUGAACCCAGGUUGAUGUCCUCUGGGUCAUUUCUGAUGCUGCAGAAUUAUGACUGAUACAGUCAAACUGUAGAUUUUUUCAGAAUUACAGUACCUUUUGUAAGAAUUUAAAAUACAUUAACAAUAAAAUGUAGUGAAUUUGAUUUCUUGGAUUCCUGUUUGCUUCUGAAUUUGAUACUGAGUAAAAAUAAUAACACGUGUAAGAACAAGGCAUUCUCCACAUUCCACUAUUCCUUCCCCACCUCACUAGUUUCUUCGUAGCUUUUUAAGGCAGUAUCGAUGUUCUUAGAAGACUGGAAUAGAAGAAUUCAGGCUGGGUGAGGCACACUCUAAAAUGUAGAAUCUCAGGCACCAUGGGAGUCUUUGGUGACGUCAUUUUUCUUUCCCACAAAUGUUGAAAGCUUGAAAGAGCUUCCUGGUACUGUCCAGUGCCUGGAGUAGGCCAGGCACUGGGUGCAGCCGUGCGUGGGUGUCUGCACAACGCUGAGCUCAGAGGAAAUGAACUUGAAGACAGUGACAAUUUCUCCCCUUGCCUGGCUGGUGGCUCUUUGCAUUCUGGCCUAACUGUCGCAGAAUGAGGCUCUAACACCUUAGAAAGGCUGGACCAGGAGGCAUGGGUCUCAGAGACUACAUUACACCCCUGACUGUCAUUCUAGAAGGUUUCCCAGGGAUUUACUCUUUGCUGUUAACAUGUGCUUUGCAUAUGAUUAUGUGUUUUGUAUGCCAUAGUGGUAGAAGAAU
This is a messenger RNA of Nycticebus coucang (slow loris), 6902 nucleotides long. It is a transcript of the gene AOPEP, whose product is annotated as aminopeptidase O (putative). The transcript is spliced from 17 exons. Gene Ontology annotation, cellular component: nucleolus. Gene Ontology annotation, molecular function: zinc ion binding; metalloaminopeptidase activity. The record is from RefSeq and is a predicted model, not a curated record. Bases 265 to 2721 code for a protein of 818 amino acids. Lineage: Eukaryota; Metazoa; Chordata; Mammalia; Primates; Lorisidae.